Molecule: messenger RNA, 1211 nt
Organism: Saimiri boliviensis boliviensis (Bolivian squirrel monkey)
Lineage: Eukaryota; Metazoa; Chordata; Mammalia; Primates; Cebidae
Gene: RHEBL1
Product: RHEB like 1
Biological process (GO): signal transduction
Cellular component (GO): membrane
Molecular function (GO): GTP binding; GTPase activity
Source: RefSeq, a predicted model, not a curated record
CGGCGCGGCGCGGCACAGCAGUUCCCCUGGCGCCCGGCUCCCUAGCGUUAGACGUGCUGUGUUGUGAUCACGUGGGCAGCUCUGGGCGCGGCGCUUGUUUUGGUUUCCGUCUAACUUGCCCACGGCAGCUUCGGAGUGAGCGACUUUCCUGCACUGGUUGACGCGCCUGCCCACACCCUGACCCAGGCUUCGGGCUCUCUCAGCCCGCAGUUUUGCAAGCCCCUGGGGCGGGCUCCUGCCAUGCCGCUGGUCCGCUACAGGAAGGUGGUCAUCCUCGGAUACCGCUCUGUAGGGAAGACAUCUCUGGCACAUCAAUUUGUGGAAGGCGAGUUCGUGGAAGGCUACGAUCCUACAGUGGAGAAUACUUACAGCAAGAUAGUGACUCUUGGCAAAGAUGAAUUUCACCUACACCUGGUGGACACAGCAGGGCAGGAUGAGUACAGCAUUCUGCCCUAUUCAUUCAUCAUUGGGGUCCAUGGUUAUGUGCUCGUGUAUUCUGUCACCUCUCUGCAUAGCUUCCAAGUCAUUGAGAGUCUGUACCAAAAGCUACACGAAGGCCAUGGGAAAACCCGGGUACCAGUGGUUCUAGUUGGGAACAAGGCAGAUCUCUCUCCAGAGAGAGAGGUACAGGCAGUUGAAGGGAAGAAGCUGGCAGCGUCCUGGGGUGCGACAUUUAUGGAGUCAUCUGCUCGAGAGAAUCAGCUGACUCAAGGCAUCUUCACCAAAGUGAUCCAGGAGAUUGCCCGUGUGGAGAAUUCCUAUGGGCAAGAGCGUCGCUGCCGUCUCAUGUGAGCCCUCAGGUGUGGGGUAACUGCCUUGUUUCUGCCCCUGGCACUUGCUAUGUUCCAGCGGGGGCAGACCCUCAGGACUUCAUGGGUAUGUUUGCCAGCUGUGUUCCUGGCCCCUGGGCACACAGUGUGGCAUCCUCAUGUUUGCACACUUUCCCCAGGCUCCAGUGGCCUGGAUGUCAAUGUUUACAAAGGGGCAAGGACAUCUCAUGGACACUGGCCCUCUAUCCCUCUGUUUUUGCUAGAUGAAUUCUGUUAUAACCUAUGGGGUUAGAAUAUGAGUCCUGGGCAUUAUUUAUCCAGAACCCAUCCUCUUGGGUGGGUUUUGGGUGUUGGCUCAGUAAGGGGAGCUGGGGACUCCUGAAAUAGAGCUGACUCCCUGGGGUGACAAUGUAUACAUGCAAAUAAACUGAGAAAUCUUUU